AUGAUUCUCACACAAUGCAGACGGACAAUACUGUCGCCAGCCUUCUCGGCAUGUCGCCGAUCCGUUUCUACUCUCCCUAACAACCCCCACAUUUCGCCUACUGUCAAUGUCCUCUCUUUCCUGCCCACGUCGCCUCCCACAGGGUCACUUGCUAUCGGUGUCACCUCGCAAAUCCCACCCACGCCGGACUCGUUGCGCGAGAAUCAAUCAUUCAUGAAAGUCCUACAAUCUGUGAUACGAGAGCAUGCGACCAAGGAUCCUGAAGUCAUUGGACAAGCUCAAGCAUAUGCCAGCUCAUCUGGAUCAUCGUUAGGUUCGGGAGGUGUCUUCUUCCCUCAGACGCAACACAAACGUAGCAAGAGACGUGCAGGAUAUGGUGGAGGAGGCGGCGCUGGCGGUGAUGGAGCUGGAGGAGCAUCUGCUCAGGGCGGCGCGGGAGGAGCAGGAAGAGGAGGCCACAUUCACGUCAGUGAUCAGAGGAACCCACCAGAUUAUGGUCGCGUCGCUUGGCCCGAGGACAUAUUCGGCAGUCUCGAGGUUGACGCAGUCGGCAACUUUGUGGGCGAGAACGGCAGCUACCAAGAGAGCGGCACAUACAGAUGCGUCACACGGGAGGGAAUCCCUUACCUUCGUGAAAAGCUCAUUGCACGACUCAAGCAAUUAGAGGCCGAGAAGGGUAAAUAA
Aureobasidium vineae is the source of this 684-nucleotide messenger RNA. The record is from the annotation of a GenBank genome assembly. NCBI's taxonomy places the organism in Eukaryota, Fungi, Ascomycota, Dothideomycetes, Dothideales, Saccotheciaceae.